AUGGGUCGUACUAACUGCGGAAUCUGUACGGAACUUCUACAACGUGAUCAACCCACAACAUGCUGCCCCAAAUGCAACAACCUUUUCCACUCUUCCUGUGUCAAUGAUACUUCAAAUAAUUCACAAUGGAUCUGUAACGAUUGUACUUCCCUCCCCAGUCAAACAAGUACCGACGACAAGUUCAACCUCAUUUUGCAAGAAUUAAAAUCUAUCAAAUCUAACCAAUCCAAAUCAGACGAAGCUCUAAAGGUUAUCUCUUCCUCGGUUAAAGCGUUAAACGAUAGAGUCUCGGGGCAAGCUAAAACUAUGACGUCACUUAGUCAAGCGAUGAACACCUUAAACGGAAAUUUAAAUACUGUAACCAGCGAUGUAAAGUCGCAAGGUGCAAUUAUUGGAGGAUUAAAUACAAGAAUCGCUGCAGUAGAAAAAAGCUUGUCCGAAACCGUGCAUUGUCCACCACCUACUACUACUCCUCUUGCUCUGAAUGACAUUACUCAUGAAAUCCAGCUACGAUCCCGUUGUGCUGUUCACAUCAUUAUUCGUGGUGUACCUGAGUCAUCUGUCAAUACAUCUGCCUCUUCCUCCUCAGCAGACAAAACAUUUGUCAAAGAAAUGUUGGAUAAACUUGAGCCCAAACUGCCUGAAACGGUAAUUCGCAAAGUUUUUAGGGUUGGAAAGAUUAUCAAUGACAAACCACGACUAUUAAAAGUAGAACUCACCUCUCAGGAGGAGGUGAACCAUGUAGUAAUAUCCUUUCUACGUCUUCGCUCCAACAUUCCUGACGGGUAUUCCCAGGUAUCUAUCACCAGGGAUCGCACACCCUCCGAAAGACGUUCAAUUUAUGAAGUACAUCAGGAACUACGUGAUAGACAAGAAAAGGGUGAAUCCAACAUCUCAAUCCGUUACUUCAAUGGAUUACCCAAGAUUGUUCCAGCCAGGACCAACAUAUCACACCAGUCAAAAAACUCAGAGAAGUAG
This is a messenger RNA of Macrosiphum euphorbiae (potato aphid), 978 nucleotides long. Lineage: Eukaryota; Metazoa; Arthropoda; Insecta; Hemiptera; Aphididae. The record is from the annotation of a GenBank genome assembly.